Molecule: messenger RNA, 1259 nt
Organism: Mercenaria mercenaria
Lineage: Eukaryota; Metazoa; Mollusca; Bivalvia; Venerida; Veneridae
Product: neuronal acetylcholine receptor subunit alpha-10-like
Exons: 2
Coding region: 124-582 (152 amino acids)
Biological process (GO): synaptic transmission, cholinergic; signal transduction; nervous system process
Cellular component (GO): synapse; acetylcholine-gated channel complex; membrane
Molecular function (GO): acetylcholine binding; extracellular ligand-gated monoatomic ion channel activity; acetylcholine receptor activity
Source: RefSeq, a predicted model, not a curated record
CUUUGUCGAAUGUUUAAGGAUACAACUGCUUGAUAUGUUUAAAAUACCCUCUUUGUAUUUUAUAUAAUAUAUUUCUAUGUUGGUCAGGAAAACAACAUUUUGACUCUCAAUCUGUUGGAAUCGAUGUCGUGGAUUGAUCCGAGAUUAAAAUGGGAACCAGGAAAGUUCAAUGGUGUUACUGAACUGAAAAUCCCAAGUCGGAGUUUCUGGCAACCAGAUAUUAUACCGGUGAACAGUGUUGACGAGUACAAGGGCUUUGUUGCUGGGGAUUUGAACGCCGUUCUGAAGUACGAUGGUAAUGUGUCAUUUCACCCACUAAAAAUCACAAAAUUCAUCUGUACUUUGAAUGAAAGUCUUCUAUUAGCAAAGGAAGAAGUCUUGUGUAUUUUAAAGUUCACGUCCUGGACGAGAUCUGGUCAAGAGCUGGAUCUGCAGUUACUGUAUGAACCGGAAGUCCAUGAUUAUUCGAAUCUUCAUUUGAACAUGACCAAAAUAUCGGCCAGGAGGAACGUGAGUAGGUACGAAUGCUGUCCUGAACCUUAUAUUGAUAUCACAUAUAUACUUACAUUCAGACGCAAAUGAUUUUCGUUCCCUUCAAUUCUGAUACAAGAUUAAAGAAGAUAUAAUCUUUGACUAAAUGGAAACCGAUCUGUUAAUAUGUGCUUGUCAAUACGUUUGGGUUACUACAUUGUACAACGUUAUUGAACUGAUUAUUUGAAACUUAAAUAUGCUUGUAUAUUAAAACACAUAUAUGCUCAUCAAUAGCUAUACGUUUGAGUUACUACAUUAUACAACGUUAUUGAACUGAUGAUUUGAAACUUAAAUAUGUUUGUAUAUUAAAACACAUAUAUGCUCAUCAACUUCAAAUCGUUUGUUUUCCUUUCAUUUUUGAUUUACAUGGCCAUAUGCGUUUGUUAUAUGGUGUAUACACUGCUGGCUGUUCUGUUGGCUUUUUAUUUGUCUUUUAUUACUGUUCUGUAACCUGGAAAAUAGUGUGGGUCGGACCAAGACGGUGGUUUGGUACACUGCUAACCUGUUUCAACACCUUAGUGAUAUUUUGCCACUGAUUGUUCCAUUGCGGCGUGUAAGGGCUUUAAUUACAGGGUUCUGUAUUGUUGGAUUUUGUCAUUUAUUUCAUAAAGGAUAGUAACAUUAAUAUGUUUAUAUAACUGCAUAACAAUAAAUAUUUAAAUGAUAAGAGAUAUUUGAUUCAAUUUCAUGGACAGAACAAAUAUUUAUUAGGCUAUUUAUUUGUAAUU